AUGGCGCUGUCGACAGCGCGGUUGCCAGAGGCAAAGCAUGACGACUCGGAGCUGGUGGCACCGCACGCGGUGGUGCUUGUGCUGGGGCGGCUCGAGCAGUCGCCGCGCAUGCUUGCACACGCCUCAGCUUUAGCGGCGGAGGGCUUUCGGGUGACCCUGCUGGGCUACGGCAACGUGGACGACCUGAACAACGCGCAAGUUCGUGUUGUGUCUUUAUCUCGCGCGACGCCAACUUCCGUCCACGCGGGCGAACAAACGCGACGCUGGCGGCGCCGUCUGAGUUACCCCUGGCGGGCGUUCUGUGCACUCGUGACGCGACUGUGGCUCGUGCGUCGCGCGUUCGAUGAUAUACCGCCGUGGGACCUCCUGGUGGCGCAGAACCCUCCCGCGUUUCCGACCUUGAUGUUGGUACCGUGGCUGCGAUGGCACCGCGCGCGACCGGGUGCAAUCGCCGUACUCGACUGGCACAACACGACGCACUCGAUUAUGGCCAUCAACCGGGCACCAGGCUCCGCUGUCGCCCUUGCAGCGCGUCUGGAGUACCUGCUUGGCGCGCGCGUAGCGGACGCACACCUCGCCGUCACUGGUACGCUCGGGGAGCACAUACUCGCAGAGAUGGCGCUUGAGCGGAGCAAGUUGCUGGUGCUUCCCGACCGCCCGUUACGCGACUGGACGCAGCGCUUCUUGUCGAGCGCGCUCGAUACCGAACAGCGAUACCACCGGCGCCGGGACCUGUGUCGUCGCGUUUUCCAUUGGACGGAUGAAGCGAUCGAAAGCGCGAUAGCCCAGGUUUGGCUCUGCAGCGCGACGAGCUGGUCACCAGAUGAACCCAUGGAGCUUCUCUUUCAAGCAGUGGUGCUUUUAGAGAAAAAGUACGGCUGGUCUGGGCGUCUUUUCAUUACGGGACGCGGUCCGUUGCGCUCGUUUUACGUGGAGCGAUUUUGGCCCCAGCUUGGCCUGACGCGCUGGAGCCUGCACGCACUCUGGCUACCGAGCAGAGACGACUACGCACAGCUGCUUUCUUGUGCUGAUGCCGGUAUUUCAAUGCAUCAAUCCUCGUCUGGAAUGGAUCUGCCGAUGAAGGUGUUCGAUAUGUGGGGCUGCGGUCUGCCGGUCAUCGCCUAUGCGUAUCCGUGCUUGGAAAAGGAUCUGCCGCUUCAGCGGCUCGAUGGCGAGUUGGAUGCCUCUGGAGCACCUUCAAGUGCGAUGAUGGGUACCGCAUUCACCGACUUGUCCAGUUUGGUGUCGUCCAUCAUACAGGUAAAGCGUCACCAAGAACGCUAUCGAGAGAAUGUCAUGCGCAUUUGCGCGACGGAUCCCACGUGGCAGUGGGAAUCGCAAUACGUGAAGCGCUUUCUGCCGUUUUUAGCGAAAAUGCGCGCAGAUAUGUUGUCUGCUGCAACGGAAACUACGACACGGAUGCAUCGCCGCUGA
This is a messenger RNA of Cyanidioschyzon merolae strain 10D, 1434 nucleotides long. RefSeq names its product chitobiosyldiphosphodolichol beta-mannosyltransferase. The record is from RefSeq and is a predicted model, not a curated record. Gene Ontology annotation, molecular function: mannosyltransferase activity. Gene Ontology annotation, cellular component: endoplasmic reticulum. Lineage: Eukaryota; Rhodophyta; Bangiophyceae; Cyanidiales; Cyanidiaceae. The transcript has a single exon. The coding region runs from base 1 to 1434 and encodes 477 amino acids.